Messenger RNA from Malus domestica (apple), 888 nucleotides. RefSeq lists its product as uncharacterized. The record is from RefSeq and is a predicted model, not a curated record. NCBI's taxonomy places the organism in Eukaryota, Viridiplantae, Streptophyta, Magnoliopsida, Rosales, Rosaceae.
AUGGUUGUGUUACUGUUAUAUGUGGAUGACAUCAUACUUACUGGUGAUAGUGAGGCUUGUGUUCAGUCUGUUAUCUCUCAGUUAACCACCGAGUUUGACAUGAAGGAUUUGGGGAUUCUUCAUUAUUUUCUUGGCUUGCAAAUUGACUAUCACUCUUCGGGCUUAUUUGUGCAUCAGUCUAAAUAUGUUCAUGAUCUGUUGCAACGGUCGAAUAUGCUCGAGUGUAAACCAUGUCUCACACCCUGUCAUCCUAAUCAGAAACUUCUCACACAUGGCAGUCCUAGUUAUUCCGAUCCCACACAUUACAGGAGCAUUGUCGGAGCCCUUCAAUACUUAACAUUUACACGGCCCGAUAUUGCCUAUUCUGUGAAUCAAGUGUGCCAAUUUAUGCAUUCUCCUCUGGACUCUCAUUAUGUUGCUGUCAAGCGGAUUCUUCGAUAUCUCCGUGGUACUAUUGGCUGGGGCAUCUUUUUUCAACCUGGUUCCCUGUGCUUACGAGCUUACACAGAUGCUGAUUGGGCUGGUGAUCCCAACGAUAGGCGGUCUACUACAGAGGCUGAAUACAGGGCUAUGGCCACUACCACUGCCGAAGUUGUUUGGCUUCAACAACUUUUGAAGGAUCUUCAUCUUGACAUUUCCUCUCCUCCCAGUUUACAUUGUGACAAUGUCUCUGCUAUGGCUUUGGCUACCAAUCCGGUUUUGCAUUCUAAAGCCAAACACAUCGAGGUGGAUUGUCACUUUGUGCGGGAAAGGGUUCAACAAGGUGUUAUAUCUCUGCAAUUUGUUGCUUCCCAAGCUCAAUUUGCCGAUAUUUUCACCAAGGGUUUAUGUUCCCCUUUGUUUACCACUCAUUGUUCCAAUCUUAUGCUUGGUUUACCUAAGACAUAA